GUUACACGAUGGAGGUUUCCGAAUCGCGAGGUCUCGUUAAGGAUUUAGAUUUGACCCUUCAGCCGCGGAUCGCUCCACGGUACAAAACUUGGCUGCCUCUCGCCACUCAACAGUUAAGGCUCAGAGGCUUGGUGCAGAUAAUAGGCCAUAAUUUACAAGCUGGUGUAAAUGGGGAGAUAUGCUGGUUCUACUACACGUUGCAUAGAUCUAGUAUGUCGUCUCCAUUGUAUACGAGCGAAGCGAUCGACAAUGCUAAUCCAAGGUGGUCGAGUCUUGAAGUGCCAACCCUGCAUGCCACAGGUUAUUCAACAGCCAGUGAGAUUAUUUUGAGGGUCUGGAAGCGCUCAAUGCCAUGUGAUAAUACAGCUGAUGUAACCCUCUUUACAUGGGGAAUCUCAUUCACAGGAUUGGCGUAUAUUGGUCCUAAGCUACCACUUAAUUUAGAAACUAUUCUGAAGGAAAAUUCUUUGAUAUUUCACUUUCAUGGUGGAUACUUUACACCCUCAUAUUGCUUCAUAACAGCUCCCGACUCAAAGCGCUACAUUUACAUAAAUAUAAAUGCAUCUGAAAUAAGGAAUAGUUAUACAGUGAAUAAGCUUAGCAGUUUAAGGAGCAAAAUGCAGGCACUAAAGCAGCAAACGGAAUCGGUGCAAGCACUCAGAGUGCGCAUUGCCUCGGGCGAUGACUUUCAUACUCCCAAGUAUCCACAGACAACUUUAAACAGAUUAUUACAACCACGAAGGGUCAAUAGGGAAAAGAAGUUAGAAAUUAUGAGAAUACGUAAAGAGUUGGAAAUGGCCAAAUUUAGAACAAAAUUAUUAGAACAAGAAAGAGCGCGAAAAAUGGGAGAAAUUCGAGUAUUGAAUCAAUCGCAUACUAAUAUUGUAAAAGAAAAUCAGGAUCACGGUUCUGAUUUAAUGGAAAGAUAUGAAGAGCUGAAUAAAGACGUGGAAAGACUGAAUGAGUGGCGGCAAACUCACAUAGAUACAAGGGAAACAUAUUUGCAAUUGAGCAGCCAACUUGCGCAGAGGCGACGGCAGCUAAUCUCAGAACUGUGUUUAAUAUACCCCAUUAGACAGGACAUUACUGGAAAGUUUAGAAUAAAUGACGUUUAUUUGCCGGACAGCGAGGAAUUGGAUUUAUCGAAUGAUACGCAGGUGGCUGUGGCAUUAGGUUUCGUUGCACAUACAACGCAGAUGAUUGCAAAUUUUUUGAAUAUACCGACUAGAUAUCCUAUUAUACAUUAUGGCUCACGCAGUAAAGUUAUAGAUCAUAUCACAGAAAGUUUACCUGACAACGACAGACAAUUUCCACUGUUUGCUCGAAGCAAAGAUAAAUUACAAUUCCAUUACGCUGUGUAUCUGUUAAAUAAAAAUAUAGCACAGCUUCGAUGGUACUGCGGUCUUCCGACCACCGAUUUAAGGGCUACAUUGCCGAAUCUCGCUACACUAAUCAACAUUAAGCCGAAUCAGAUGCAUUUGGACGAUUCCAAACGAACAUUUUCUACCUCAUCUUUGGACACUGAAAGUGGUAAUGGUAAACAGAAUCCACCUCUGACACCGCCAUUGCAAAAAAUAAUUUUCGAGAAAUGCCAUCGUUCUUCUCGAUCAAUGAGUCAAUUAAAGAGCAUAAAGACAUCUCUGGGAUCCUCUCUGGAUCAGGGCUUAGACAAGCCUGUACAAUCGCCUGCGUUAGGAACUCGAUCGAAACGAAUUUGUAAAUCAGAAGAGAGUGCCAUUGACAAUAAAACUUUGGUACUGGCUAAAGAUAGAUCGAGUAUAAAUAGUAGUAAUGAAACGUUAAACAGUGCCAUUCUGAAUAAUGUUGAUAAUGUAACUCUUAAGAAUGAAGAUGAUUUUGUCGAAAUAAGCGAUAAGAUCAUUAUUGAAAGCAACAUUGAAAUUAUGAUACCUACAUCAGUUUCUAAAGCGAGGAAUGUCGCGGACAGCUUGGAAAGUUCUGUAAGUGCUCGAGAUAGAAGCUCUAAUUCUAUAAGCAGUUGCGAAAUGGCUCUCAGUAGUAGUCAAAAUGAUGUAAAUGAGAGUUUGAAUGGUAAUUCUGUUAUUAAGAGAGAAAGAGUCGAUGAUAGUGUGUUCUCGAUCGAUGACAGUUUAAAAACUGUUAAGGAUGCGAUAGACAGUACAAUGAAGAACGACGAAUGCAAUAUAAGGCAUAAUUCUAGAAACGAUGUUUCACAAAGUUAUGACGCAAAUAACACAACCGUCAGUGAACAGAAUAGUAGUAUUCAUAGACAAGACCCGGAGACUGCCACUUAUAGCAAAGAACGCUUUGUUAAAUCGUGUUCAUCUUUGGACGAUGUGUGUACUUCGGAAGAAUCGGAACAGAAACAAAGAACAAAUUCCAUUUGUAGCUAUUCAAAAGAAUAUACAAAGUAUGCUACAUCACAACAGAAAUAUAACUCUGAAUACAGAGAGAAUAAAUCAGAGUGUUUUCAACAUGCUGAAAAAUGGCCUCAGGAUAUUGUAAAAAACGAACCAUUGAUGGAUACAAGAUCAAUUCUAACAGCAUCAAGAUCAGAUUGCAGUUCGUAUGAUGAGGCAAAAAUGCAGUGUGACAUCCAAGCGUCAAGCGAGUACAUAGAUGUCAUUAGGCGCAGUUCAGAGAAUGUAUGUGCACGCACCGAAGCUUUAGCUAAUAAGAAAACUAGUUUCAAAGUUAUGAAACCGCGUCUUUAAUAUCUGCCUACAUUACAACGUUGUGCUCGAAAAAUACAUCUAAGUACCAAAGGUCUGGAGACAUGUUCAGUUUAUAUUUCAUAAUUUUAUAUAUGUAUAUGUUAAUACGACAAAAAAUCUAAAUCUUUAAAAAGUUGAUUUUUAUUAAUAUUGUAAAAUGUUACAAAAAUAUUUAAUGCCUAUUAUUUAUUCGAAAUAAUACGAAAUGUAAUAAAUCACUGCAAAUUUUACAGUGUGGAUAUAGAAUUACAUAUUUUAUAGUAAAUGGAAGCAAAAUUAUCCAUAAAGAUUAUCCAUAAAAUUAUAAAAAGUCAUUUAUAUUUAUCUAUUAUUCCAUGCAGAUUAUUCUCUGCAGCUUUUUUUUAUGUUUGCAUAAUUAUCAACAACCAUCAUUGAUAACACAUUAUUGAACAUGAUGCAAUAAUAUACAUAAAGAUUGGCAAAACUGAUACUUUUUUUUAGUCAAGUACGUAUCUUUGUACAUGUGAUAGAGCGAUGUGCAGGUGUUAUUAGUUACUUAAUAUAUUUAUGCACACUUGGUGAAAUUAUUAUUACAGUUAAUUGUAAUCAACAGUUAUAAGUCGGGAUUUUUCUAGUUUGGUAGAGAGGUGUAUAUAUGUAUUGAUACACAGCUAUUAAGUUAUGACCCUAUUACUGUAAUAUACCCCACAAAAUUUAUAUUGUUAUUAUCACUGUACGGAAGCCUUUUCAUUAAACUGAGAUAAUACACAAGGUUUGUAUAUACAUACGUAUUAUGUAGAUAUUACACAUUUUUUCACUGUACUUGAAUUAUGUAAUUGACCAAUGUUGAGUUUAUGCUUAUAAUACAAGCAAUCGAAUGCA
Solenopsis invicta (red fire ant) is the source of this 3539-nucleotide messenger RNA. It is a transcript of the gene Uvrag, whose product is annotated as UV radiation resistance-associated gene protein. The transcript is spliced from 9 exons. The record is from RefSeq and is a predicted model, not a curated record. Gene Ontology annotation, cellular component: endosome; lytic vacuole. Lineage: Eukaryota; Metazoa; Arthropoda; Insecta; Hymenoptera; Formicidae. Gene Ontology annotation, molecular function: SNARE binding. Gene Ontology annotation, biological process: SNARE complex assembly. The coding region runs from base 9 to 2696 and encodes 895 amino acids.